UGGGAAGGACAGCUGUUACAAUAUGAUGCAGUGUGUGGCUGCUGGGCACCAGAUUGUUGCAUUAGCGAACUUACGGCCUGCUGAAAACACAGCGGAGACAGAUGAGCUGGACAGCUACAUGUUUCAGACAGUAGGACACCAUGCCAUUGACCUGUAUGCUGACGCAAUGGACUUGCCCCUUUAUCGUCGCACUAUAAAAGGAACCAGUGUGGACAUUGGAAGAGUAUAUACCAGGUGUGAAGGAGAUGAGGUUGAAGACCUUUACCACCUUUUGAAACUUGUUAAGGAACAGGAAGAAGUGAAAGGCGUCUCUGUGGGAGCCAUUCUUUCAGACUAUCAACGUGUUCGUGUAGAAGAUGUUUGUAAGAGACUUAAUCUGCAGCCUUUAGCUUAUCUUUGGCGUCGAAACCAGGAAGCUUUGCUCAGAGAAAUGAUAUCUUCGGAUAUUCAAGCCGUGAUCAUAAAAGUGGCAGCUUUUGGUUUAGAUCCAGAUAAACAUCUAGGAAAAACACUGGAUCAAAUGGAGCCUUAUCUUUUAGAGCUUUCUAAGAAGUAUGGAGUCCACAUUUGUGGAGAAGGUGGCGAAUAUGAAACAUUCACUCUGGACUGCCCUCUAUUUAAGAAGAAAAUCGUUGUGGACUCAUCUGAUGUAAUUAUACAUUCGGCUGAUGCAUUUGCACCCGUGGCCUAUCUUCGUUUUCUAAAAUUACACUUAGAGAAUAAGGUGGAAUCUUCAGACAAGUUUAUGGACAGUAGCUGUUCUUGUGAAGUAACCUGUAAUGAGGAUAAUGUGUUACCUGCAGCUGAGGAAGAUGGACCGAAGGACAUUCCUCCUAUCGUCUGGAAAUCAUUGAAACAUAAUUCUCUUCAGUAUAGUAAGACAUUAGGAUGUUCAGGAAAAUCCCUAAGUGGUUACCAGUGGGUUUCAGGAAUCUCUGCCUGCUUUCUUCCAGCAGAAGGCAAAAGUAUUCAAGAUGCAGCUCUGGAAGUGUUUUCUUCUCUCCAAGCUAAUAUGAAUUCCAUGGGAUUUGAACUGAAAGAUAUUAUUUUGGUCCAUUUGUAUAUGAAGAGCAUGAAAGAUUUUGCUGUAAUAAAUUCAGCCUAUGUGACAGAGUUUGAUUUGUGUCCACCGGCAAGAGUGUGUGUAGAGGUCCCAUUGCCCGAUGGAAUACUGUUUUGGAUUGACUGCCUUGCACAUAGCUGUGACUUUACGACUGAUGACGUAUCCUGUUAUGAAAAGCAGGUCAUGCAUGUACAGAGCAUUUCUCACUGGGCACCUGCUAACAUAGGACCUUACAGUCAGUCAGUCAAGAUUGGAGAUGUUCUCUACUGUGCUGGACAGAUUGCACUAGUACCUUGUACUAUGCAGCUUGUAAGUGGUGGCAUACAGACUGAGACCACAGUCUCCCUACGUCAUGUUGAGAAAGUCCUUAAAGCUAUGAGUCCCAAUACUGAACUCCAGCAUGUCCUUAUGGCAAACUGUUAUGUAACUGACAACAAGUACAUUCCUGUUGCUCAUGCUAUAUGGGAAAAGAAAUUAAAAGAAGACAAAAAGGCAGAAGACUCCAUAAUGUGCAGUGAUCUACCCGCAGUGUGUGGAACACUAGCUGUGGUUGUGGUACCGCACCUACCCAGAGAGGCACUCAUUGAGUGGCAUGUCAUUGCAGUAGUGGAUGAUCCAUUACAAAGAAAAACUUUUUCAAUGAAGAUGUUUUCAAAGGGCUGCCAAAUUGAAUGUGAGGUUGUGGAGUCCAGUUCUGCCACUAGUGCAUCAAUCUCAGUAUGCCUAAGCCUGACUUCACCAUCUGUUUCUUCAGUUGAUUUAGAUACAACUCUCCAAGAUAUGGUUGCUGUUUUUAGGCAAGCUGUCGAGAAACUUUCCGAAGACUGCACUGCAAUACCUUUGUGUUUUAGAACUUUCUACAAGAAGGAUAGCUUCAGUACUGAAAUACUACAAGCAGAAUGGGAAAUACCCAUGAAGCAAUGUAUUUUAGUGCAGUUUACAACCAUGGCCCAGCUGAGGUUAUUAUGGACAAUUGUGUCAGACAUCAAAGAGCCCUUGGUACUGAAGGGAGAGAAGGAGGUCACUCUCCCCUUAUCCUCCCUGACUGACCCACACUUGAUGAAGCAGCAGCAAUACAGUAACUGAGGUUCUUGAAUCUUUCUGUAGUCAAUGUGUGUUGCACAAGUAGAACCCUGCCAUUUUUGGGACUCUUCUGCUAUGGUGGACUUCAAACUGAGAGACUGCAAAAGAAGAGCGGUGAUCAUUCUCCAUACUGAAGCACAGUUAUUGUGAUUCAAAUCUUUUUAGUCUAACAUACUUUAUAGUGGAAAAAACACUGAAGGCUAUGUCUGAAAUAACCACAAUUAUUGUAAGGUAGUAGAGUAAGUAACCAUUUUAUUUUAAUUGAACACUGUUGUGUUAAUGAACUUCCAUUGCUCAUGUUUGGAAAGAAAGGUAGUACUCAACAGGAAACAAAUAACCAUACCUUAUUGGUCUGUAAUUGUGGUUAGAUCCAUAGCUGGCCAUGGUGGACUUACUGAUGAGCUUAGAAUGGCUGUGCAUUGUCCCUUUUACCAAGCAUGAAGGAGACACAAAGAUGCUUCAGUUAAGCAGGGCUUGAAAUCAUUGGAGUGGGGGAAGGAACACUGCCACAAAUCUGCCCAAAUGAGCUUUCGAUUAAAAGAGUGCUUUUUAUUGGCACAAAGAAGUUCAGUGUUCAGAUGAACCAGCCUGCACAAAUUAGAGCAGCCUGUUUGCAGCUGACAAAGUAAGAUGAGAACUGAGAAUAUGUGCACUCUGUGAGUUGUAACAGAUUACUGGGAGGUAUUAUAGCCAGUGUUAUUGAUGUCAGAAGCAGCUAAAAGUUUGUGAUGCAAAUUUGAGAUAGAUAGCUUUCUGUCAGCCUAAGACUAGAUAUAAAGUUUUAUUGAACAAAGUGUAGUCCUGAUGGCGAACUUCUCAGAUGCAAUCCCUCAUAACACACGAGAGCAUUAUAGGCACCGUGCUGAGACCACAGAACGUGUUAGAAGUAGGAGGAUUAGAUUAAGCUGACACAUAUACUUAGUAAGAUGCUGUUAAGCCUUUAGAAGUCUUUAACAUAAAUUUGACCAUUUCUUUCUUAUUCUCAUUUACAUACCCAUAUUAAUAUAAACGUGUCAGGAUGAUUUGCCAUACCAUCCGGUCGACCAGAUUAUACCUCAGUAUAGGAAUGUUGCAUGGCCAUAAUUCACAUCAUAAUGAUUUCACAAACCUUGUUCACAUGUUAUAUGCAAAAAUACUUUUAAAUAUUUAAUAGGAAGGGGAUGAGGUCUUGUAUUCACUAAAGCACCAUUUAACAUAAUCCAUUUUUUAAUGAUAUAGAAAAAUUAAGGAGAAAACACAACUAGGUAAAAGAAAAUAUGGAUGCCAAAUAUAAUUUGGUAACAGAAUAAUAAUAAAUAAAUCAUCAAUUGAAAAUGUAACUCUACUCUGAAAAAUAGCUCUGAGGAAUUAAAGACAUUUUGGACUUCUUUAUUUAUUAAGCAUCAGUGGUAGUACACUUGUUUCAUUUUCAAGAACAAUAUAUAUACAUAUUUUGCCUAAUAGUCCAUAGGAUUGCAAAGGACGAAAGAGAAAAAUGAGAUUUGUCACACUUAUCUGGGAUGCAGAAUAUUCUUUUCCAAUGAGGAAUUAAUUAUUUAUCAAGUGGAACAGCUUAUCACAGUAGUGACUGAGAGAGCACUCUGGAAGAAUAGCCAGUUCUUUAGCCAGAAUAGCCAGCUCCAGGGCACGCCCUGGAGUGUGAGACAAUGCAGUUCAAAUCCAAAAUUGAAGUUUGGCUUCCCACAUCACAAGCGAGUGCCCUACCUGCCAUACCAUUUGCUGUUCUAGGGUAUGUAUAGGUCUCUUCCUAAUAUUCAUCCUUAUCAAAACUAGUAUGUACAUUUCUGUGAUAGUUUUUAAUUUCAACAAAAUGCUGCUUUCUGAUUUUUUUUAAAUUCCUGUUACAGCAGAAACAGUUAACGCUGCUGCUGUAACUUCAGGCAUAAUUUGUCGUUGCAACUGAAACUUAGGUAACAGAUUUGUGGAUUAUAUGAGGUGAGUCAGAAUGAACCCUCUCCUAUAACUGACAGUGCUGACAGCAGUAAAGAGAAAGUUAAAAACUUCUUGUGAACGUGAAGUAAAAGGUGAUAUAUCUGUGAAUACAAACAAGGGGUGCAUCCUGAUGAGCACAUACUUGCAGUUUGCGGAGCCUCAAAGCAGUUUGAGGCAGUGCAAACCACACACAGCGCAUGUGCACCCAUUUGCUGUGUUGCUAAUUUGUGGCAUAGUGGGGUUUUUUGACACUGGGAGUCAC
Gavialis gangeticus (Gharial) is the source of this 4340-nucleotide messenger RNA. It is a transcript of the gene DPH6, whose product is annotated as diphthamine biosynthesis 6. The transcript has 14 exons. Gene Ontology annotation, biological process: protein histidyl modification to diphthamide. Bases 23 to 2149 code for a protein of 708 amino acids. The record is from RefSeq and is a predicted model, not a curated record. Gene Ontology annotation, molecular function: diphthine-ammonia ligase activity. Lineage: Eukaryota; Metazoa; Chordata; Crocodylia; Gavialidae.